CACUCACAAUAUGGCGGUGACAUUAACGCAGGACCCGAGAACUUCCAGCAAAUAGGAAGUAAACGGGGCUUAUCAGUGCUAGCUUGACUGGCUAUAUUCUGAGGAAAAAAAAAAUAUUUUUUAUGUGUGGGAUGUGUUUGUUUUAUUAGCAUUGAAGAUCAUCCCAGGAUCUUUAACGUGUAGCCUUCGUCUGGUUAAUCGCUGCUAUAUUGAACCUCUACGAUUUUUUCUGGAGCCGAAGGUUGCCGUUAGCUUUCAGUAGCACUGCGGUUCAAAUGUUCGCCGUCAUGGAGCUUAAACAGCUAACAUCAGAUGAUCAGUGUUCAUGAUGGUGAAAGUUGAUGGUUUUUAAACAAGUCCACACCUUGUGACAGACGGUGCGUGGAAGCAAACAUCCACUGUGGACCCUUCCUCUCAGCCUUGUUUAGCUGAGGACCAAAGGACGGUGGACAGCUGGUUGCAAACAAGGAUUGUGAAAAAGAGAUUUCCAAGUGGAGUGAGUAUGUCUGAGAUGAUGAAGGUAGAAGCAGACGACUCCGAUGGACUCAGUGUGGCGCCCCCCCUUCCUCCGCCACCCGCAGCAGAACUGAAGCAGACUCAAAAUAGCAAAGAUCUCAUCCAUCAGAUGUUGGCGAUCAAAGAAGAGGUUUUACUUGACUGCAAUUCAAUUUUGGAUCCAGACGCCCCGCUGCAGAAGGAGGAACUCUGCAUCAAACUUGAAGGAGAGCACUUCAAUAUGAAGACUGAAGACGAGGAGAAACCUCGGUUAUCAGAGCUUUAUCACAUCAAAACUGAAGACAACAUAGAGUCAGAAGCUCAAACCAGCACGAUUGGAGUGCAGAUAAAAACAGACCCUGAUGGAAGGGAAUGUGGAGGAUCCGAACUAGACAGGAACCCUGAUCCAGUAUGUUCCUCUCUGGAAAGUAAGAUGACGGAUAAUAGGAAGAGUAAAAUAUCAAAACUGCGAUCCAAACUUACAACUAAGGUCGAAGUUAAUGUGGUAGAGAAGCCAUUAGGUUGUAAUGUUUGUGGUAAAAGACUCAGACACAAGACUCAUGUUAAAUUGCACAUGAUGAUUCACAGCGGAAAGAGAGAGCAUAAAUCAGAUGUUUGUUCUAAAGUUUAUAGAGAAAAGCCUUCUCCCCAGAUCCACAAGAGAGUCCGCAGUGGUGAUAAAACUUUUGCCUGUGAAGAUUGUGGUAGAAAGUUUCAUGCAAAGAAAUUGUUUCAGCAGCACCUGAAGGUCCAUUCAGAAGAAAAACCUUUUUCUUGUGAUGUCUGUGGAACAAAAUUCAAAAGGAAGGAGACGCUUAAAAACCACACAAGGAUUCACACUGCAGAAAAGCCAUUUGUCUGUAGUGUUUGUAGUAAGGGAUUUUCACAACAGAUUCAUCUGAAGUGUCACAUGCGUGUUCACACGGGGGAGAAACCAUUUAUUUGCAGCUUUUGCAGCAAGGGGUUUGCAUUACAAGAGAAUCUAAAGAGACACAUCCGUGUUCACACCGGGGAGAAAAUGUUUGUUUGUAGUUUUUGUAGUAAAGGUUUUUCACUGCAACAGAACCUGAAGAGUCACAUGCAUGUUCACACAGGGGAGAAGCCAUUCAUCUGCAGUCUUUGUAGUAAAGGAUUUUAUCAACAUGGGGUUCUGAAGAGACAUAUGCGAGUUCACACAGGAGAAAAACCGUACAUCUGCAGCGUUUGCAGUAAAGGAUUUUCACUACAAGAAAACCUGAAGAGACACAUGCAUGUUCACACCCCAGUGAAACUAUUUAUCUGUAGUGUGUGUAGUAAAGGGUUUUCACAGCAGGAUACUUUAAAGAGGCACAUGUGCGUUCACACGGGAGAGAAACCAUUUAUUUGUAGCUUUUGCAAUAAAGGGUUUUCGCAACAACAUCAUCUAAAAAAACACAUGGAUGUUCACACUGCGCCGUUCAGCUGUAGCGACUGUGGUAAACAUUUCGUGAAGGAAAUCCAGUUAGAGCGACACGUAAGAGUCCACACAGAAGAGAGGCCGUUUGGGUGCGAUGUUUGUAAAACCAGAUUUAUUCAGAAAUGCCAUCUUGACAACCACAUGAGAGUCCAUUCGGGUGAGAAACCAUUUGUUUGCAGCGUUUGCGCUAAAGCAUUUUCCCAACAAGAUCGCCUGAAGAGACACAUGCGUGUUCACACUUGUGAAAAACCUUUUGUUUGUAAUGUUUGCAGCAAAGCUUUUUCACAACAAGGGAAUCUAAAGAGACACAUGAGUACACAUAACAGCUGUAUGUAAUGAAAACUAUGAGAGUAAGUGGAUUAUUCUUCGGUCCUGACAGCAAAAGCAUAGGCCCAAGUAAAGCUGAAAAAUAACUACUGAUUUACUAACAUGUAUUAUUAUAUAUUACAACAAUAAAUGUGCUGUUAUGUGCAUUUCUAAUGAGGUGGGAAAAAGACUAAUAUAAAAUCUUGACUCUUUCAAAGAACAAUUCCCAUAAACUAAAUUAUUUGUACCCAUAUUUUUAAAUUUUUAUUAUGUAUUUCAUGCUUUUUAGUGUGCCCUUUUUUAGGACAUGUGCCCUUAUCAGCAGGCCAAACUUUUAUGUAUUGUAGCUCAGUUGUUGCUACUGUUUCUAAAAGAACCUCAUUCAGCAUACAUACUUAAUGACUGCAUUCAUGAUUAUUAUCUACCUUGCUCAUAUAAGUAGAUGCUCACAGCCUGUAACCAUGUGUAUAAGCCAGCAGACUUGAUUGCCUAUAUGCUAGCUGUGCUAACAUGAAGCUAUAUUCUUCGACGCCUUUGAACUGAUAUGGAGUUGGAAGAGAAAAAAUAAACAUGUAUAUAUUUAUGUGCAAAAAAGUACUUAUUUCUGCCCAUGGAGUAUUUAUUUGUAGCCAAAAUGUAGGUAUAACGUGAAGCACUGCAGGGUAUUGGGGAGGGUAAAUUGGCUGUUGCUUCACCUUGGCCUUGGAUAGCUGCCAGGUUCAUGCACCCACUUUUGUCGUACAAUUAAAGUGUGUACUUUUAAUCACCUUCUGAGAAUUUUUUACGUUUUUGAAAAAACGGUGUUCCAGUUUAACCCACCAUUCUAUAAUUCCUUCUUUUAAAAAGUGUCCUUUACAGUCUGUAGCCUUUCAUUUCCCUCACUUUGUUCAUCCCUUGCAGAGCUCAGCACUGACCAAAUGUUUUUCUACAAACACCUGAUGAGUGUUUGAUUGAGGCUCUAUUUAAUAGGCUUCGGCUCUUAAGCCUAUCACUUGUUGGUUAAAGAAGCAGCAGUAUGUAGUCCAUACACACGUGUCCAGUCCACAAAUGCAAUCCAUUUACUGGCACAGAAAAACUUCACAGUCAGCUUUGGCACGUGUUAGGAAGUAACGUAAGUAAUAAAGAAAAAGUAAUACAACGAGAAAAUAAUCUCUUGUAAGAAUUUUCCAAAUCACUGUAGUUCAUCCACAGCAUAAAAUAUUUGAGAACCUGCUGAGUCUAGGACGAUUGUUUCAGUAAGCUCUGCCCACCUUAUAUCUAAUGUUGUGGCCACAAAUAAUUAGUUGUUAGUGCGCAUGUCUUUUAUAUUUCCUGGUUGAAAAUAUGUUUCUUGUGCAUAUAAAUAAGUAUUUCAGGGUAGCAAAUUAGUAUUUCAUGCACAUGCUGUCUUCUUUUUUCUCUUGUCAGUUCCCAGGCUCCACUUUCUAUUGUUUUUGUAGUAAUCUAAACUGUACAUGCUGCUUAUUCUUAUUUUAACCUCUUAGGUUUUUUUUAAAAGGUAUUUCAGGGAUGUUAUCUGAUGUAAAUGAUGAAAAACCAGCUCCUUUUGAUUGUUUGUGCACCAACCAUGGCCAAUAAAGUCGAUUCUAAUACAAAC
Messenger RNA from Cyprinodon tularosa, 3833 nucleotides. RefSeq names its product gastrula zinc finger protein XlCGF26.1-like. The transcript has 3 exons. Gene Ontology annotation, molecular function: RNA polymerase II transcription regulatory region sequence-specific DNA binding; DNA-binding transcription factor activity, RNA polymerase II-specific. Gene Ontology annotation, cellular component: nucleus. Gene Ontology annotation, biological process: regulation of transcription by RNA polymerase II. The record is from RefSeq and is a predicted model, not a curated record. Bases 503 to 2266 code for a protein of 587 amino acids. Lineage: Eukaryota; Metazoa; Chordata; Actinopteri; Cyprinodontiformes; Cyprinodontidae.